Crotalus tigris (Tiger rattlesnake) is the source of this 3280-nucleotide messenger RNA. It is a transcript of the gene CDKAL1, whose product is annotated as CDK5 regulatory subunit associated protein 1 like 1. The coding region runs from base 95 to 1927 and encodes 610 amino acids. Gene Ontology annotation, biological process: tRNA methylthiolation. Gene Ontology annotation, molecular function: 4 iron, 4 sulfur cluster binding; tRNA (N(6)-L-threonylcarbamoyladenosine(37)-C(2))-methylthiotransferase activity. NCBI's taxonomy places the organism in Eukaryota, Metazoa, Chordata, Lepidosauria, Squamata, Viperidae. Gene Ontology annotation, cellular component: endoplasmic reticulum. The transcript has 16 exons. The record is from RefSeq and is a predicted model, not a curated record.
CAGCGUCUUUCUGUGACGUAUGAAAAGGCGUGGCCACAAUAUGGCGCAGUGCAUGUGUAGCUGCUUGGAGCUGACCUAGGGGCUUCAAGAGAAAAUGAUUGCUGCUGGUGAUCUUUGCCUUGAAGACAUUGAAGAUAUUGUGUCAGCAGAAGAUCCAAAGCCGUUUGAUCGUCAGUUCAAUAGAAAAAACAUCAUUCCUAAAGUGCGAAAACGCCAGUCACAAAAGAACGUGGAAGUGGAUGAUCCUCCCCCUAGAGAUAGUGUGAUUCCCGGUAUACAGAAAAUUUGGAUACGUACAUGGGGAUGUUCCCAUAACAGUUCAGAUGGUGAAUACAUGGCUGGACAGCUAGCUGCUUAUGGAUACAGUAUAACAGAAAAUGCAGCCGAAGCAGACCUCUGGCUAUUGAACAGUUGUACAGUAAAAAGCCCUGCUGAAGACCACUUUCGAAACUCAAUUAAGAAAGCACAAGAAGGAAAAAAGAAAAUUGUUCUAGCUGGAUGUGUUCCACAAGCCCAGCCCCGACAAGACUAUCUGCACGGACUGAGCAUUAUUGGGGUUCAACAGAUAGAUCGUGUAGUGGAAGUCGUUGAGGAAACUAUUAAGGGUCAUUCUGUAAGAUUGCUGGGACAGAAAAAGGAUAAUGGGAAACGGUUGGGGGGAGCACGACUGGAUUUGCCAAAGAUUAGAAAGAACCCCCUGAUAGAAAUCAUUUCCAUCAAUACAGGGUGUCUCAAUGCAUGUACUUAUUGCAAAACUAAGCAUGCCCGAGGGGAAUUAGCAAGCUAUUCUAUUGAAGAACUGGUAAACAGAGGCAAACAGUCCUUUCAAGUGUCCCGUGGUCACGUGAUCAUCACCUGCAAUCUUUUCUGCCAGCUUCACACAAGCAAAGUCAGUGGGGAAACUGACAGGGAAAGUCAAAACUGCUCUGAAGGAGUAUGUGAGAUAUGGCUGACCAGCGAAGAUACAGGAGCUUAUGGCAGAGACAUUGGCACAGAUCUCCCGACUCUCUUGUGGAAGUUAGUUGAAGUGAUCCCCGAGGGAGCAAUGCUAAGGCUUGGCAUGACAAAUCCUCCGUAUAUUUUAGAGCAUCUGGAGGAAAUGGCUAAAAUUCUCAACCAUCCAAGAGUCUACGCUUUUCUACAUGUACCAGUUCAAUCUGCUUCUGACAGUGUAUUAAUGGACAUGAAGAGAGAAUAUUGCGUAGCUGAUUUCAAACAUGUGGUGGAUUUUCUUAAAACUAAAGUACCUGGAAUAACAGUUGCUACAGACAUCAUUUGUGGGUUUCCAGGGGAAACCGAUGAAGAUUUUCAAGAAACCAUGAAACUUGUGGAAGAAUACAGGUUUCCAAGUCUUUUUAUUAACCAGUUUUAUCCACGCCCUGGGACUCCAGCUGCAAAAAUGCCUCAGGUUCCAGCUCAGAUAAAGAAACAAAGAACAAAAGAACUGUCCAAACUAUUUCAUUCAUACAAUCCAUAUGAUCACAAGAUUGGGGAGAGACAGAAAGUGCUUGUUACAGAAGAAUCCUUUGAUUCCAAGUUUUAUGUUGCUCAUAAUAAGUUCUACGAACAGAUUCUUGUACCAAAGAACCCUGACUUCAUGGGUAAGAUGGUAGAAGUGGAAAUUUUUGAAGCAGGGAAGCAUUUUAUGAGAGGACAGCCAGUAUCAGAGGCUAGAGUGUUCACUCCAUCUAUCAGAAGGCCAUAUGCCCGAGGAGAAGUUUCUGGUUUAACAGAGGAGUUCAGACAUGCACUGGAAAAUGACUCAGAAUCAAAAGCCUGUCCAUCUGUUGAGCGGCAAAUCGUACAAUUGAGCCACUGGAUGGUGAUGCAGUUGCCUUGGCAACACGAGGGAAAACUGCUGAAGAUGCUGUCACUAAGUGUGGCUCUUCUAGCAGUUCUUAUUGCCUUUUACUAUGGAGACAUUUAAAUAGAAAACUGUGCCGAAUGGUUAUUCCAUCAAUAGAUAACAGCUUGCCUGUUGAGAACUUCAGAAUCUAAUGUUUGAUAAUCAGAAUCUAUAUAAAGCUUUCCUGAACUGGUAGAAAUUCUUUGGUGGUUUGUUUUUUUAAAUCAAGAUUUCAACAUCUCAAUUUUUCAUAAAAUAACUUCAUUUCGUAAGCACCUAUGUUAUAGCUAUAUUUCUUAAAUAACAGCUAAUUCCUUUUUAUUGUGCUCACCUGAGGCCUUAUUAAAAGCAAUCUUUAAAGCACCUUGAAUCACUCUUUGUUCCGUAAUUAAAAUAUUCAGUUCAAAAUCGUCAGGCCACUAAACUUACAAUAAUCUUUAUAAUCAUAGGAACACCCAUGAUCCAAACCAACAGCAAAACUGUUGUCUGAUAGGUACUUAAAUACAGAGAGACACAAAGUAGAUGACUCAAUAUUUAAAAACUUUUAAUGUUUUCCUUUUCACUUCGAGCAUUCUUCAUCUUCCGUGAUCAAUGCUUGGUUGAUUCAUAUAAGCCUCUUUAAGCAAAAAUGUAAUCAAUUUCAUUUACUACUCCAGGCAAUAAAACAUUCUGGAUUUAUUUCUGUAGAGGGCUUCCUUACCAUAAGAGAAUUCCUCUCUUCCUCCUACAGCCACGGAGGAGGAAUGUUGUCAUCUUUUCUGGUCCAACACACUUGAAAAAGCAUUCUUUCAAAGAACGUAGUGCAGCUCACCAUAUUGACAAACAUCUCAGGACCUCUCCCCUCUUUUGUAGCCUGCUUCAGAUAUUCUAAAGUUGUAAACCACCGCCAAGUAAGGGAAAGGCCCCGUUUUUGCAAGGAAGGCCAAUGUUCUGAGUUCUAUAUUGAGUAGACUUUAUGGUCCCAGGAGUUUUAUGGGAAUUGACCCUUUGAGAAAGCCAGCAACCAUAGAGUGUUUUCAGGACGGGAGCCAGAGCAUCUGCUUUUACUUACCUGCUGAGAUUACUUUGUGGUCGCAGGGCCCUUCAGAACAUUUGGCAGUAAGUCAGAGCAGACAAGUGGGGAGGAUGGAAAUUUUAAACUAUUCUCUCUAGGAAAUUCAACGAGCGUGAGAUCAUUCCUAGCCUAGACUUGAGAAGGGGUUCGCUAAAAGGCAGUAAUGAGGAGCUAGUAAUUCUAACUGUUUAUUUAGUCUAUUCUUCGUUUUUGUGAGAUUAUGUACUAAUACAUUCCAUACUGAAUAAUCUAAAAUUACAGAAAAUAUAAAAAAUAUCCUACAUGACCUUAAAAUAAAGCUGCAGAAAAGAAUAAAAGUGCCAAAUUAAUUUGCCCUUCAAAUGUAAAUAAUAAAAUCUGAUUAUUGUGCUUUAAAAUUA